This is a messenger RNA of Oldenlandia corymbosa var. corymbosa, 726 nucleotides long. The record is from the annotation of a GenBank genome assembly. Lineage: Eukaryota; Viridiplantae; Streptophyta; Magnoliopsida; Gentianales; Rubiaceae.
AUGGGCUUGACUUAUGAACUCCCAACAAGAGUCCAGCCCAAGUUGCCUUCGCUUAUCACUGUGGCACUGCCGUUUGCUUCUGCUGUCUCGUUCUUGGAUUUCCGGUCAACUCCACCAAGAAGGCUAAUUUCUCGUCACAAGCACUCUGUUCCGGUGUCCGUACUCUGCCUCUUUUGUCUAGUAUUAGGAGUUCCGGUCGCCCCAAACUACGCAUUUCAGUUGUGUUGUACAUUUUCUGAUCGUCGAACUAAGAGUGCUGUCAUGGUGGGGUUUAAGAACCGCUACUUGGUCAUGGAGGUGCUUUUGGAUCCCACUAAAGAUCAGGUGGAAUAUGAACCUGUUGUCAUAACUCAGUUGAACCUUUUUAAUGCUAUAAAAGAAAGCAUGCUCAUGAAUUUUGGGGAAUGUGGGCUUGCCUCGUCCCUUCAUUCAUUUCAAGUGAAAUAUGUGAAUCCAAUUACGAAACUCUGCAUCAUUAGAACAUCAAGAGAGGAUUACCAACGAGUUUGGGCUGCAAUUACGUUGGUUAGGAGUAUAGUAAAUUGCUCUGUCAUUAUCAACUUACUCGACCUAAGUGGAAAUAUCAAAGCUUGCAAGAAUGCUGCUUUGAAGUGCGACCAGUUGAAGUUUGAGCAGUACAAAUCAACUCCACGAGUUCAGAUUUCCGACGCUGUUCUACAGAACAUGCAGAACUGUAUUGAAAAGAUUAAAGUAUUGGAAUCCUGA